Molecule: messenger RNA, 1417 nt
Organism: Puntigrus tetrazona (Sumatra barb)
Lineage: Eukaryota; Metazoa; Chordata; Actinopteri; Cypriniformes; Cyprinidae
Exons: 8
Coding region: 356-1255 (299 amino acids)
Source: RefSeq, a predicted model, not a curated record
CCGAGUUUCCUUUAUUUGGAUUAGUGAUUGAAUUGUGACACAAACAGAAGCGUCCCCCCGAACGCGCAUUUAAAGUGGCUUAUCGGCACAGAAACGACUGAACGACACGCAAAGGCGAGGAAAGGAGAUGCGUUUUAAUCGCAGGGUUAUGAAACGACAAGCUCUGUCUGAAAGGCAGGCCUGGCGUUUCCAGUCGCGCUUCGUCUUCCUCCGAACGGUUAGAGAAGGUGCGCGUUUGCGUGCAGGCAUCCGGUUCCGGCCUCUCUGCGGUUUGCGCGCUUCGACGAAGAAGAAGAGAGAGAGAGACAGACAGAGACUCAGUUCAGGUGGAGCUCGCGCCGGACCGGACUGAAAGAUGUUCACUCACUGGGUGUUUGUGCACGUUUUGGCUGCUCUCCUCCUGUGUUCCCGCGGCACGUCCUUCUCGACACCCCCCUCUCCUUCAGAGACUCCCGGACCGGACACACCGGACACACCGGACACACCGGACCCUUCCACCCGACCGCCGACCACCUGGAGAAACACCUCGAGCUCGGGUCCUCCGGGGAACGGUUCGGGCGCUCUCGAGGACGACCUGUCCGCCGAAACCACUCCGAAGGACCCCCCGACCACCGAGGACCGACCGGACCCCGCCAACGACUCCGCCGUCGUGUUCAUCUCAUCGAAAGCGCAGCCGAAGGACGAUCCCCGUCAAGAAGGGUCAGGGUCGGGGUCGUUGACAGGAGGGAUCGUCAUUCUGAUCCUGAUCCUGAUCCUCAUCGCUGUUCUGCUCGGGAUUUUAUAUAUUCUGAGAAAGAAAGGAAGGAGUUACUCGUUCGAUCUGAGCGGCGUCGAAGCGCCUGGCCACGAUUAUGUCGACACGCCGCUCCGGAGCGACCAGCACGGCGUUAGCUAUGAGCAAACUAACAAAGAUCUGCCUGUGUGCUUGGACUUCACACACGAGGACAGGUCGCAAGAAAAGACCGACGCGAUAGCCAACGGCUCGGCGGGAGAAAAAAACCGGCAAGCGUCCGCCAACGAAAACGACGAGCAGAACGUUCCAGAAGAGAACAGCUUCUCUUCGAGCUCGAGCUCGUCUUCGUCCGGCUACGUCAAGAGAGUGGAGUUCGACCUCGACCUGGAUGUGCUGGGAGCCGGAGCCGACCCGAGCGGCUCGACCCAAGACGAAAACGAAAACAACAACAACGUCAGCGGCGCCGGGCGAGGAACCGCAGAAGAGGUCUUCACUGAAAUCAGUCUGGAUGAGUCGAAGUAGCGUCUUUCAGAGAUCUCGUGGGAUUGGCGGAAACGUCGCCUGGACCGUGAAACAUUAAAACGAUUGUAUACUGUACAUAAAAAAAGAACAUUGAAUCAUGGGUUGAAAUGUAUGUAAAAUAAAAAUUAUAAUUUGUGGCUAUAAUAAACAUUCAUCUUAGAA